This is a messenger RNA of Toxoplasma gondii ME49, 3205 nucleotides long. RefSeq names its product splicing factor U2AF family SnRNP auxilary factor large subunit, RRM domain-containing protein. Gene Ontology annotation, molecular function: pre-mRNA 3'-splice site binding; poly-pyrimidine tract binding. The transcript is spliced from 2 exons. The record is from RefSeq and is a predicted model, not a curated record. Gene Ontology annotation, cellular component: commitment complex; U2AF complex; nuclear speck. Bases 1002 to 2489 code for a protein of 495 amino acids. Lineage: Eukaryota; Apicomplexa; Conoidasida; Eucoccidiorida; Sarcocystidae.
CUUUGUCUCUCUUUGUCUGUGUGCGUGUGUGUGUGUGAUCGCAUGUUUCUCUCUGAAUCUGCAUAGAGGUGGAGAGAUCUGCGAAACGCUGUGAAUUGGACGCGACUUUGCUUUUUCAUGCCGCUGAAUCGAGGCAGGGACGUCGCCCGCAGGCUACGGGAGAGAAGUCCUUCUGGCAUUUUCGCAUGCGCAUGGCGGUCGGGGGUUCUGCACAUCGCGCGCGUCCUCCCCGAGACCCUGGAAUGAAAGGUGCUCUUCUCUGUUUCGCUUUUUUAACUGUUCCUUUUGUUUUCCACUCCGAUUUUUUGCACUUUUAAUGUCCGCCGUCGCCGUCUGUGGGCCUCCAGGACAUUCUCCUCGUCGCAGUCGGGGACCGUUGGCUGGUUUUUCGUACCGCCGACCGGGGAGUUUCCUGUCGCUCUCCUCCCCGUUUUCCGUUCCUCUUUCCCUCUCUCUUCUUGUCCAGGUUUUCCGUUUUCUCUCUCUCUUCUCCGUUCAAACGCUUUUCCGUGUGACUCGCGUUUUGUCUCUCCGUCCCUCCGACCAAAAACGUACCAAUCCCCUGUCCAGUUCAGCACCGCCCCCGCCUGCGUCUCGCGUGUCUUCAGGGUUUUUGACUUUUCUUUGCGCGGCCUUGUCUCUGUGGGUGUUUGUUCCUCUCCGUUCUCUUCUCUGGGGUCCUCACGCUGGAAACGAGAAGCUGCAAGCCAUAGUUUCAACGCAACUGCCCAGUCGUCUUCUCCGUUCUUCAAACAGUUCGAGGAAGCUCGAAACCCACAGCAAACGCCUAUCUGCGCUUCGCACUGUCGGCUCCUUCUUCUCGUCUCUCUCCCCAACAAAACGCGUCUCUCUCCUCGUCUCUCCUUCCCUCUCUCCCCCUAUAUUCUCCCUUUCACCCUCCCCCCCCUGUUCUGCCGCUUCGCUGGGCUUGGCCUUCUCCCUCCCGAUUUGAGAGUUUCCGCCAGCUUCCCCUCACUUUUUUUUCUCAUUUUUUCGGAAGAAUGGGGAUGGAGGACGGCCGCGAACCAUAUUCGAGUCGCGGCAUGCCGCCAAAUGGAGAUCGAUACGGGAGAGACGCCUGGAGAGGCGGAGGCCGGGACCGAGACGCCCGCGGUCCGCGCUCCAGGGACAGCUUCCGAGGAGACAGAGAGUACCGCGGAGACUACUACGGAGGCUACGGCCCAGGCUCGUCUUCAGGAGGUCCUCAGAGUGACCGGGGAUAUGGAGGCGGCGGCUACGGAGGAGGAGGCGGCGGCUACGGAGGAGGAGGCGGCGGCUACGGAGGAGGAGGAGGCGGCUACGGUGGAGGAGGAGGCGGCUACGGAGCGGGAGGAGGCGGCUACGGAGCAGGAGGAGGCGGCUACGGAGCAGGAGGAGGCGGCUACGGAGCGGGAGGAGGCGGAGGCGGCUACGGAGCAGGAGGAGGGAACUCGGGAGGCUAUGGAUCUGGCUACGGGGGCGGCAGGAGCGGUCGAGAGAAACACAGAAGCCGUUCGCGAUCUCCGGGGGGAGGCGGUGCGGCUGGCGGAGGCAAGGGAGCGAGGGGAGGCCAGCCGAAGCCGCGGCGAAAUCCAGACAUCUCGACGUCUCACGAGCGCUCGAGGUCCCGGGAGAGGAGAAGAAGAAGAAUGCAGGCAGAGUGCAUUCGCCGCGCCGGAGGUUUUCAGAAACUGGCAGACAGCGAAGGACAUGAACCGAUUCGUCUCUUCUGGGAUGGCUUUCAGUGGGUGGCGAAGACUGGCGCGGCCUCCACCCAGGCUGGCUCCGAUGCCGCGACGAUGAACAGUACGAGGAAGUUGCGGAGACUGUAUUUUGGGAACCUCCCGCUGCACCUGGGUCUGACUGAAAGUACAUUCCAAGACGUAGUCUGGAACGAGAUGAAGAACCGCGGCUUCUGCAGCAACCCAGAGGCGAAUCCCGUCCUCUACGUUUGGUUUGCGAAAGACAAAGGGAACUACGGCUUCGUCGAGUUCGCCACUGUGGAGGAAACGGAGAGAGCGUUGACGAUGGACGGCAUGCUGUGCAUGGGCAUUCCUCUCAAGGUGUCGAGACCUAACGACUACUCAACCACAUCGUCUGCUCAAACCCAGGCGAUGAGCGUCAUGGGGCAUCAGGCUGCUGCUAUGCUCAUUGGACAACUCGCAGCACCCGGAGGUCCUCCUGCCGGCACGACUCGUUUCCUGCGAAUUAUGCAAAUUGUCGAUCCGUCAACUCUGAAGGAGCAAGAGGAGUACGACGACCUCUUGGAGGACGUAAAAGAAGGGUGCGAGAAGGCUGGAAAGAUUGUGAACGCGGUCGUGAUUUCGCCGAAAGUCAAAGACCAGGUUCCCUUCGAGUUGUGCGACAUCAUCCUCGAGUUCUCCACACCGCAAGAAGUCGAUGCAUGCGUGGUGACUAUGGCGGGCAGGAAGUACAUGGGCAAGCCUUUGGCAAUGGUCAGGCUCGAAGAAACGUCUUUCGCGCAGUACAUUGCUCCGCUCCUUCAGUGAAGGCCGGCGAACCUUGCGAAGGGAGCAGAGAAGAGCAGAGAAGAGAACGCGUCAAGUUCCCAGCGUGGAGGCCAGCAGCGAUAAAAAAUGGAGAGACAGGACAGAUGUGCGAAUUUGAGAGGAAGCGAGCACGAGAGAGAGAGAGAGGAAUGAAGAACAAACAGAAAGAGAAGCAGCAAGAGAAGACGAAAGGGAAGAAGAGAGAUGCGAAGCGAAGAGAACGAGGCGAGCGGUAGCAAGCAGAGCGAAGUGAUUCAGAGAACAAGAAGAGCAGGAUGGGUCUGCAGAGUUGUUCGGCUGCUGUCUCCGCAUGUCGCCUUUCAUCUGUUUUGACGCAUCGAGGCCGUCUUCUGCUCCAAGGUGGACAGGAGACUCUGUCAAGCGUUGACUCCUGGAUUCUUUCUGCAUGUGGAGCUGCAAAGGCGUUCUAGCGCUUUGUCUGGGGACGACGUGGUGGAGGCCUUUGGCGUUUCCCCGUUUUCAUGCGUGCGACGUCGAUUCGUCUGCAUCUUCGAGUCGUGGAGAAACGAAACAUGCAUCGCAUGCAGACAGCAUUAAAAAGUUGGACUCUGUGUCGUACACACUUGUGACCGCCUUGCGGCCGCCACUGCGCCGCCCUGGAGCACGAGGAUUACACCUUGCUGUGCAGUAUAGCAAAUCGUUUGCAUGAAUGUUCAGCCUUUGUUGAGCAUCGUACGGAUAUCUCGAAAGAAGGA